Molecule: messenger RNA, 822 nt
Organism: Cloeon dipterum
Lineage: Eukaryota; Metazoa; Arthropoda; Insecta; Ephemeroptera; Baetidae
Exons: 4
Coding region: 104-739 (211 amino acids)
Source: RefSeq, a predicted model, not a curated record
CGGCACAAAUGCGUGCUUAAUUGGAUUACACACCUGUGGUGACUUGGCUGCAUCAACUUUGCGCCUCUUUGCGUCCAGCUCUUUCCUCUCAUCGUUGGUUUUCAUGCCCUGCUGUUUCCACAAAUUAGAAGUGAAGAACACAACUGCGUACGCUGAAAGUUUUGCUUCGUUUCCAUUGAGUGAGAAACUUAAAAAGACCGUGUCAAAGUACAAUGGGACAACCUUCCUCAGGAGGCCUUUAUUGCGAUUAGCAGCCCAAAUGUCUGCUCACAAGUGGGGCCACAUGACUGAACAAGAGCACAAGCAACAUUCCAUGCAUGUCCUUUGCCGAGCUGCUGUCCAACUGUUUGCCAUUGAUAAUCGCCUUCAGUUACUCAAAGUGAAAAGAAAGGCGUUGAGGAAAGGAGCGCUUAAAUUAAGCGAAGAUGAACUUGUGGAUGAUAUGAUGGCACGAUUUGAAUUGAAAGAUGCUGAAGGCAACACUUCUAAUAUGAGAGAAGCUGCUGAGGGUGUGAAAAGGAUUGUCCAUCAAAACUUGGGAAAUCUUCAGCUAAUAGAGCAGGGUCUGACCGCACUGCAGUGUUGUCUGCAAGAGCCGGCCGACUGCUUGAUGUUCUCCGACAUGCAGCAGUUCCUGACAGAGCACGAUUUGCACCUUAAUAGAGUGGAGCUGAUGUGGGACGAAACAUUAUCGCCACGCUCACAUGCCAUCAUCGCUACACGCAAUCACACAUCAUAAUGAGCUGUCAAAAUAAAAUUUACCUGUUGUAAAUUAUAUUUUGGAUAUCAAAUUACUUUUCCAAUAAAUUUCCCAGAAGGAAA